CGUAGUCCCCCAGGCGUCCGGUCACAAUAAAUAAAUAUUUGCUUGCCAAUUAUUUUUUUAUUGGCAAUCUAACAGAUAUACCCUAAAGGUGUAAUUCGAACUGGUUCAAUUCAUUUAGAGUAGCAAUUAUCUAUCCAUCCUUCGUAAUUAUGUCUCCUGAAAAGAAAAAUACCAACAAAACAGCUGCAGGAAGAAAGUUUUUAGCUAGAAACUCAUUAUUGACGGAUACUUUCCAAAAAAGUGAAAAUGCCAACGUCUACCAUAUUGUUUUGCUUAUUUUAUGCCAUUUUUUUAUCGCCACAGGACUGACCCAGUACACACAUAACAAAAGGGUUGAUUUUGGAUUUGGUUUAAUACUGAAAAAUUUCUACAACUUUGAUAAAGCUGUGCAAAUUUGGUUGUUCUGCUUUGCGUCUACAUGUGCCUCCUUCCUCUGUUUUACUGUGUGGGCUAAUUUCAGAAACUUCAGCAAAGAAUACAAAGUCUAUUGGGACCGGCUUUGGACCCUAUUCUUAAUUCUCUAUUACUACUACAGCUUCAAAAUAACUGGUAUUGCUAUUAAAAACUCUGCUUUUAAACUGCCUUUGGGAAUAUUUUUAGCAAUGGAAACCGUACCUACGACUUUUAAUGAAAGUGCAUUCAUUUGUACGAAACAAUGUUGCUAAGGUCAUUGCACAAGACAACUGUAUUCAAGUUUUUCCAAAAUUUUCUAACUUUCUGUAUUUUCUUUUCGCCCCGACUCUCAUCUACAAAGAUGAGUAUCCAACCAAAAAGAAGAUUAACUGGAAGUUUGUGGGUGCUCUUUUGUUCGAAAGUGUUUGUAUAAUGUUAAUGUUUAGCUACGUGGCAGACACGGUGAAUUCGCACAUCCAAGAUUACGGUUUACGAAAGUUUACCGUAACUGAACUGGUAGUGGCCAUUGCCCAAAAUAUCGUUCGAGUUGGAACAUUAACCAUGUUAUCUAUAUUUGCUUUUUAUCUCCACUGUCUUCAAAAUAUCUUUGCCGAACUUACGGGGUUUGAAGACAGAUUUUUUUAUAGCGACUGGUGGAACGAUAGCAAUCCCAAAGCUUGGUUGCGAAACUGGAAUCCAAUUGUUGAAGAAUGGCUUUACUUUUACGUAUAUGUGGAAUUCAAAACACAUGUUUGCAAUAAUACGUUUCUCACGAAAAUUGUAACUAUUAGUCUGUCGUUUGUGGCUCACGAUUGGCUUCUGACCGCCUUAGUAGGUAGUUUUUGUCCGUUUAUGUUUAUAGGAAUAUUAAUAUUGAUGUUCCCUCUGUCUUCUUUCUCGUUGCCUAAACACAAAUUCGUUGUUGUUUGGAAUUGGCUCGUUAUGAGUUUUGGUUGGAAUCUGGUGACAUUUGUGUAUUCUUUAGAAUAUCAUACACAAAUGAACGCCCCUGUCAAAAAUCUAACGUUUUUACAAACAUUGAUGCCAAAAUUUAUGCUUUCUGACUGUCUUUUUCUAGAAUAAGGUGCGAUUUGGGGACCAGAAAUGACACCAACUUCAUUCUUUGAAAUGGAAUACUUGUUUUUUUUUUUAAUGGAAAGCUUGCUUCGUUACUAUAAAAAAUCAAAUAUAACCAAUAUUCUGAAAUCAAUAACGUAGGGCCGGUUGCAUAAACGCAAAUCAAAGUUAAUCUCUGAUUAACUCCAUAGUAACGAUUGUUAUUAUCAUAGUUACAAUUGUUCUUAAUCAGAGAUUAAAUUUGAUUUGCGUUUAU
Molecule: messenger RNA, 1726 nt
Organism: Zophobas morio
Lineage: Eukaryota; Metazoa; Arthropoda; Insecta; Coleoptera; Tenebrionidae
Exons: 5
Coding region: 150-665 (171 amino acids)
Source: RefSeq, a predicted model, not a curated record